AUGACUUCGUACUACGGUCAUAGGGCGAGUCCCGUCAACUUGAACGCGCCGAAUGACGACUAUAGUCAGGACGUCGACACUUCCAAGAUCGUCGUCGACGCCCCCACGUUUACGAACCUCCCUGAGAGCUGCGACAAGUUUCGUAUCCUGGUCAUUGGAAAAGCUGGGACAGGUGUCAGUCACCGUACUGUCGGGACGAAGAGGGAAAAGGUCUGGCACCCGAUUACCUUUCCUGGCGAGAAUGAGAACCUCGUUCUGCACGACUCGGGCGGCUUCGAGGCUGGCGACUUGAAAUGUGUCGACGAGAUCCAUUCGUUUAUCAAGUACCGCCGGGAGCAACCCAACCUCGCAGAUCAGCUGCACUGCAUCUGGUACUGCAUCAGCUGCCGUUCGAACCGACCGAUCGAAAGUGCCGAGAAGGAAUUCUUCCUCAACGCCGACGUCGGCGACAUACCAGUCGUCGUCGUCUUUACACAGUUUGAUACCUUGGUUGAUGACCACUUCUGCAAACUGCUGCGCCGACGCCAGCGUACUCGUGGCAAGGCAGUCGACAUGGAACAGCUCGAGAGAGAUGCCAUGAAUGCUGCUAUCGCUGAUUACGACUCGGACUAUCGCGGACAAUUUGAACGAGAGUUUGGACGGCGGUUGCGUGUCGCUAUCAUCAGACUCAGCAUGCCGCAGACAGAUGAUGGCGAACCCUUGGAGACAACUGGCGUUGAUUCCUUGGUAAAGGAAACUAGAGGGAUGCUGCUUGAAGACGGACUGAAGCUUCUGUGGACGGCAGCACAGUGUCACUCCGCAGACAUGAAAUUGAAAGAAUCAAUCAAACUGGGUAUGGACGUCUUUUGGAAAGCAGUCGGUACCUCUUCAAUCCCCUUCAUUCCCUUUGUAGGUGCCACAGCCAUCUACAGCGCCUUCAUCAAAAUUCUCAAGACCAUCAACACCAUUUGGGGCAUCCCUAGCUGCACACCUCUUCUCCAUGACUCUAAGGUCCGUAACCUCUUCCUUCAAGGCUGCUUCGACGCUUCAGCAGGAGACAUUCUCGGCUCCAAGUUCCUCAUGGCACUCAACUUCUUCGGGCCAUUAACAGCAGCUCAAACAGCAACAAUCAUUCUCAAGAUGAUUGCCGGCAUUUCUCUCAUCUAUGAGAAGCUGUUCUGGUACAUCAAGAACCACCCCGAUAGGGUUGUGAGCCCAGCCACCAUCGGCCGCAUGGUGACCGAGUUCAGAAGAAGCCAGGGACAAAGGAACAUGUCAGCACGAUUGACCUUUCGGAUUCAUCUCGGAAACUGUUAUGACAAGGCGGCGUGCCUAGCUGAGCUGGAGGAGGCUGUUGAGGCGGGUCGGAGUGCGAUGGGCAAGGAGGGGAUGAGGAAGAAGACGAUUGUUGACAAAUGA
Molecule: messenger RNA, 1398 nt
Organism: Fusarium vanettenii 77-13-4
Lineage: Eukaryota; Fungi; Ascomycota; Sordariomycetes; Hypocreales; Nectriaceae
Exons: 5
Coding region: 1-1398 (465 amino acids)
Source: RefSeq, a predicted model, not a curated record